GUUUAUCUGGACCAUGUUGCACAACUGGGCAGAGCUUGUCUUGCUCAGUUGAGACCCUCUCUCCCCAGAAAGCCCUAAACUUCUCGGCAAAAAAGCUAUAUUAGACCUUGUCUUUUGACCAGUACCCAGCAUCUUCCAAUUAUCUUUUUGCGUCGCUUAGUCCAUCCAGCCGUCUCGCCCGGUGCUGUGCAUUGAACUGUAUAUAAUUGACCCUGUUCCUGCCGUUGUGUUUGGCUACUUUCUAUUUUUCCAUUCUCCAUGCCUCCUGUCCUCCCUCCUCCAUUAAUGGCGCUGCCACCCAACUUCAACCCAUUUGCGGGCACAACAACACCUAGCAUCGGCUCACGGACUUACUCAGGCAGCAGUGAUUCUGAUUCGUGGUCUCGUCACAGGUCAGUGGGAAAGAGUGACCCGGCGUCUGGCUUCUUGACAAGCUCAUGUCUGGCUAGCAGUGCUAUGUCUCAACAGUCGUCGAUCUACAGUUCCUCCUCAGGAGGUCACCCUGUCAUUUAUCAGCCAAGCACUAAGAGGGCGUUCCCCCCCCCUCGGGACUUUGGCGCAAGAGAAAUUCACCAGAUACCGGCUAGAGCCCCUGGAAAGUCAACCGACAUUGGAUACCCUGGCAUUCCUGUUACUGCGGAUAGCUUUGCUCGUUUCCCAGACAGUUGCGCGCACAUGUCAUUCCCCCGAGUUGGACCCCCUCCACACCCGGCAUCCGCCUACCGGGAAUGGGAGCAUCCAGCUCAUAUGUCAUCUGAAUAUCUCCAGCAUGAUCUUGAUAUGAACUCCAUGGACUCGCCCGAGUAUCUUGUGGAAAGGACCAACAAACGAGGUGCCGAUAAAGCCAAAGGCACCGUCAAGUAUCAUUCAUCCAGGCGGCCCUCCAACAGAGACGAGUUUGAUGGCCCCCAUCAGCUUUUGGAAAUGCCAACUCCACGGACUAUUGCUUCCCAGGAAAGGGAACUCCCCCAUCUACCUACUAAUCUUGAUGUAUCAGAGCAAGACCAAAUCUUGACCGCAGUCAAUGACCGGCUGUCGCAGUGCGCCUUUGACUUUGUGGCGAAAUACCAGUUCCCGAUUCCUCUUGAAGCGGACAAGAGACAGGUGAGGGUCCCCUCGGAUCGUGAAUGGACCGAGUGGGUCUAUCUUCUUAAACGGCUGGCGACCAAGCGUCGCAUUCCUGCCCGAGUUCUCUAUAACGGCCAGAUCAAACAGUUGGUAACGGUGCUGGAGAACUCUCUUGAAAUGAGACACGCCGCCAAACAUCAAUCCAGACCAGUCAAGGAUGAUCGAAACGUGCUGCAAUUGAUCUCCGCCGGUACCCAGGUCGCAAAAAUCUUGAAAGAUGCCGGCGCUAUGGAGGUCCUAGAUCGCCUUUACGUCGAUACGGAAAAGCGCAUUCAGGAUCGCCGCAGCCGCCGAGUAAAGUUCGCAACACCUUGAAGAACCUACCCGGAAAGUCAUAAUGCUGACGAUUAUACGUUCUCCAUGAUGUUGUGUUUUGAGGCCGUCCACUUCCAGCUCCAGGGACCAAGCCCGGAUUGAUCUUUAUACUGCCUACUGAGUUGGCUCAUCAUAGAAACGGAACCUGCAUCUCCCCUCCCCCUGGAGGAGACCUACUGAACCCCAAGGAAUGGAUAAACCUCCCGGCCUCUGUUUGGUCUUUGGAAUAAAUUGACAACAGCAACCUCAACCAACUACUCCCGGUUGGACGGAGGCGGACACCUGGCCCUCUUUGGGGCGACAAAAUGCAAACAAGAAAGCGAAAAAAAAAAAUCCAAAGUUCCCGGAUCCAACAGACCCUGUUGCCAUGGACUCUAUCUCCCUAUUUUAAGGCCACACCAACUACGGAGUUCAGUGAGAGAAGAACCUAUGCUGCC
Molecule: messenger RNA, 1880 nt
Organism: Penicilliopsis zonata CBS 506.65
Lineage: Eukaryota; Fungi; Ascomycota; Eurotiomycetes; Eurotiales; Aspergillaceae
Exons: 2
Coding region: 259-1443 (394 amino acids)
Source: RefSeq, a predicted model, not a curated record